AUGCGUUCCCUCCUCAGAGAGCGCCACACUGAUACCCAUCGAUGAGAUUACUUCAGAUUAUAAAAGGAAUAAACGCUUGAGAGAUGCGUGACCGGCGGAAGCUGGGCUGGAGGAACGGCUACUAAACCCACUGGACCGUUAGUGGGACGGAGAGUCACUUUGUGGAAGAAACACCCGAGUGAAGAUCUGUCAGAAGUUUCACGUUUUAUUUGAAAUAACUCAGCAUGUGGAAUAACGCGUCCUCCAAAACCUGAGGUUAUAGAGCAGCCUGCGUUCGUGCUGUGAUUGAACUCGAGCGCAGUCGGACAUGGCGAACACUUUGGAGAGGGAGAUCCUGGAGCGGGAGCUCCGGCCGAGGCUCUGCUAUUUGACUAAAGGGGACCGGGGCUACGGCUUUCAUCUGCACGGCGAGCGCAGCCGAGGAGCGCAGUUCAUCCGCAAGAUCGAGCCGGGCUCCCCCGCGGACCUGUCCGGUCUCAGGUCCGGCGACCGGGUGGUGGAGGUGAACGGGGAGAACGUGGAGGGGGAGACGCAUCAGCAGGUUGUGCAGAGGAUCCUGGACGUGGAGCACCGCACCAGGCUGCUGGUGGUGGACCGGGUCACAGAUGAGUUCCUGAAGUUUCACGAUCUGCCGUGCACGGAGGACAGGGCGAUCGAGAUGGGCUCCCUGUCGUCCCGCUCGUCGGCGGCCUCCUCUCCCCGAGCCUCGCCGCGGGACUCCGCCACUCCUCCCUACAGCAGGCAGAGCUCCGAGGGCAUUUUCAUCAAUAAGAGUCCCAGCAGCGUCGGAGGAGGAGUGAUGAACGGCUCACCGCUCUACAGAGCUCACGCCCGUCUGUCGUCGCCCGUCUUUCUGCCGCUGCCCUCGCCCGGUGAACACAGGAGCGAAGCCGAGGCCGACCCUUUCACCAAACUCGGCGAGGAGCCCAGCGUCGCAGCCGAGCCCGAGCCCGAGCGGGACUUCGGCGGAUCGCAGACCAGCGCACAGGAGGACACGGUGCUGGAGGAGGACGAGGUAACGAAGGACCUGCGUCCUCGCUUGUGUCACAUGACCGUCAGCGAGCAGGGCUACGGCUUCAACCUGCACUGUAAGAAGUCCCGCUUGGGUCAGUUCAUCCGCUCGGUGGACCCCGACUCUCCGGCGGAGCGCGCCGGCCUGAGGCCCCGGGACCGGCUCAUCCAGGUGAACGACACGAGCAUCGAGGGUCUGCGUCACGCCGAGGUGGUGUCUCUGAUCCGAGCGGGCGGCACGCACACCCGUCUGCUGGUGGUGGAUCCCGAGACGGACGAGCUCUUCAGCCGGCUGGGCAUCCAGCCCACAUCCAUUCACCUGAAAGAGGACUGCGUGGACGGGCCGAUCAUAGAGACGUAUGCACCCGCUUCUUCACCCAAGAGCUCUCCGCCAAUCAUCAACAUCACGCUGACUGACCCACCAAUCAGCAACGGCUCCCCGAGGCACCAGAGUCACAGGAGCUCCUCCUCCAGGUCCACUCUGUCAGAGACGAGCGCCGAGAUCAGCAGCUUCGACACCAGCAACAAGCUCUCAGACUCUGACCAUCUCUCCAGCGACGACGCCCGUAAACCGAAGCGUGACGUGAAGUCUGACCCGUUCUGGGAGAGCGGUCUGAAUCUGAGUCUGACCGCGGCCGAGGCCAAGCAGAAAGCCCGGGCCAAGCGGCCCAACAAGAGAGCGCCCCCUAUGGACUGGAGCAAGAAACAGGAGAUCUUCAGCAACUUCUGAGCCGCUCCGGCAUCAGAAAACUCACCUCCACCAACCCACACAGACCAGACCCAAGACACAGACCGGAUUAGACCAGCCUCCAGAGGCGAGCGGAAGAGCUUUGGGUUCAGGCUGAUCCGGGAGCAUGCUCGGGACGUACUGUGGAUUCAGUCGGCAUUUCCUUUCGCAUUCAGCCAUUCCCGCUCUUCCUCACAGACACUAACUCAACAACAGACACGGAUAGAGAGUAAGACAAUGGUAUUACCGGGCAGAAACGGUAAGAAGGAAAGACAAAGGUGAAGAGAAAGUGUAAUGAAGUGAACAAAAGAUGUCUGAACGUCGAGGCAGAGGUCGUAGGUCAAAGGUGCGGCAUUGUAAGACGCACGUGCAAAAACGAAGGGAAGUCAGGGUAGAAUUACUAGCUGUAGCGUUAUUUUUCAGACACACGUUUCCUGAAUACCGUAUGUUGUUUGUUGGCUUUAAGAGGAGCUUUUAAAACCACCGAAGAAGUCGUGAUCGUGCGAGGCAGUGGCGGCUGACGGCGAGGGAUCGGAGGAAAGGGAAAAGAAAGUUCAGCCUGAGAUCUUUACGAAGGAGUCCGAUAGUGCAAUCCUCACAACAUUCACCUAAAAUAGCUACACUUUACACACGGCCAAAAGAUUGAUGACAUCAUCCUGCACUACGCAGAUUUUCGUCCAAUCGGACGCUCUCCGGGAUUAGCAUACUGGCCAAUGGCUGUUUUAUUUUUUGUUUUUUAAAGGGACGAUGUCCCUGAAGCGUCCCACGCUAAAAGAAUAUUUAUGUAUUUAUUUUCUCGCCGUGUUCUCAUUAAUGCUGGUUUAACGUGAUAUUGAAUAUCGAGUAUUUAUAGACAUUAUAGCUCAAAGGGCUGUCUUUAUCAUCUUAUAGUGGUCCGAGAGGUGAACCUACAACGCUUUCUGACCCGCCUCUGUCUGGAGGGUUAACAGUAAAAACACACAAACAAAUCUAGCUAUUCAUAAUUAAUAACAUAACUGUGUAUUCUGAAAACGGAAAUGUAACUGAUCACAGAAAAGCCCUUAUAUAUUUACAUCUGCGCAUGUCGUUUUAAGUCAGUUUUGUUUGUUCAUGUAUGAGUCAUUCUACAGAAAUGUCCGCUUUUUUGCAUUCAUUUUUCUAACAUUUAAAGCACAUUAUUAUUAUUACUUCCUGACUUUAUGCAUACAUAUAAACGGCAGCUUAAAAAUCAGUUUUUGUGCAUUCAUUUUAAGACCACACAUACUAUUUUUUGGGACAAAAUUGACUAUGUUUCCUAAAGCAGGUUGGACUAAAAGCGUUAUAUGAAAGGAGAAAAUUGCUCAAAUUCUUCUUAGAUCUUCAGGAAACAUGAAAAAGCAAGUCCAGUGAUUUCAAAAUAAACUCUUUUUGUUAAGCUUCAGCACCGGUGACACAACUCCAGGGGACCGCUACUCCAUUUCAUGAAACAUUUAUUAGCCUAUUAAAAACUUAUUUCAUACAUUUCACAUUUUUAAAAGUUUUGACCUCAAAAUAAAGCACUUUCUCUCUGUGCACGGCCGGCGGGGAGACGCUUUGUGGCGCUUUAUUUACUAAAAAAACUAAUGUCACCGACCACAUUGAUGGCUCAAGAAGGCACAAGCGUUCAGAUAACAUACUGUGUGGUUUUAAAAUAGAAAUAAACUAACUCCAAGUGCUUCAGUACUUCAGUGGACAUUUCCACGAGAUGACUCGUAUAAACUGUUUCUGUCGCCCUCGUCUCGUGUAUGUCCGUUCUCUCAUGUACCGGGCUCGCCCUCAUACGCGUAUUUACCGAAAUAAAGCGAGUAUUGUAGACGGAGGCUGUCGUGUGGCGUCGUGUGAGCCUGCCGCGGUGCAGCUUGGCGGUCUCUCUGGGACGCGCUUCCUCUCUCGGCCGCUGGAGGCGGUGUUUAACGGCGUGACUGAGGAGACGCUAAUGGCGGGAAAUGAAAGCAGCCAUCCGUCCAUAAAACCUCCUCAGCGUUUAUGAAGCAGAUUUUAUCUGUUAAAAAUGCGGGCGGAUGGAUGCUUCUCUGUAGUCACGGGUCGACUGUGUUUCAGCAUCUCUGGGAUGGUUUUCAACAUCGUUCUCAAGUUCUGACUGCCAUCAGUCUCCUACAAUUUAUUAUUCUGAUUUUUAUAUGAAAGUUAUGAAAACACUUAUCGCGGAGGGCUAUGUUAGCAAUUGGCAAUGCAAAAAUAUAUAUAUUUUGGGGUAAUAUAAAUCGGGUGCUCUCGAUUUUAACACAACUAUGAUGACAUCCCAUGAUGAGAAACCUGCAAAUGUGGGGAAAAAUGUGAACCGAUUCGCAACUCCGUAAUGAAGAUUAUUAAGAUUCAUAAGAUCAAGAUUUGUAGGAUUAAUAAUCCAGUUUGAAAUAGCAACACGCCCUUUUGACUGAUGAGUCGCAACAAAGAAAAAUAAUACAUCCUAAAUUUGUAAUUAGUUAUUUAUAUGCAGAGACGGUGGUUUUAAAGAUUUUUAAAUGUUUUUUUUAAUGGCGUAUUUAAACACGUAUUUCAUGCUCAGUGCUCGUCUUUUCUUACUUGGUGAGUUUAGCCAAAUACAUUAAAUAUAAGGUCAAUUAGAUCAGUAUACUACACACACACACACACUGGUGGCUGUGGUUUCUCUUGCCGCUUAGUUUCUUCUUCUUUUCAGUUGGUUGAGUUCCAGCUCUCCAAAGUUUCACUUUGAUGAUGCCGUCACACCACACACACACUUCACCUUCUUUCACGGCACACACAGCUCUCACUCAGGUCUCUGGCUUGAAGUUCACACUCUGAGAGGGUCACCAGGAGUCUGUGACAACGUGUGCGAACGUACAUGAGAUAACGAAUGAGUUUUGAGUGUGAAAACAUCUGAACACGCUGAGAGUUCAGUAUAAUUUCGGACACUUUUUGAAUAUGUUGUUAGUCAUGCGUGAUUGCACACUACCAUAGAUGCGUUAAACCCCAACUUCCUGUCGUCGCUUGUCUGUUUCCUGUAUGUGCAGCGAGACCGCUACAGCCAUUACACACACACACACACACACAAAGCUUGGUCCUCACCUCAGAUACGAUUACAACACUGAUCAGCACGACUGAUGGCUGGUGAACAGCACCGUAAAUACUAACCCUCUUCUGGAGCGUAUUUGUAAAGGGUCUCUACUGUAAACUUACUCCAUUAUCGUCACGUGAAGAUCUUAUUUCUCACAGAAAGACAGUAGGGCAAACCAAUCAUGUCUUCUGAAGCGCUGGAGUCUGCUGGAAAGCAUUACGGCUUGGCGAUUUUUAAAACCCAAAGUCCAAUCCAAAAUUUCCUGGCACAGACCUGCGGCAUGUUCUGGUGGGUGUUGCUUUUGGUUUUUCCCGUAACAUGAGCAGCAUCCCAAAGAUUUCCAUUGAAAAUGUAUUGCUGUAAUGCCUCGUGACUAUUCAGCCGACAGCUACCAUCUAAAUGCUUAACGUGGACACGACACAGGUCUAAAGAACCAUCAAAAAAAGCAAUAGUUUACUCAAGGAGUGGGACUUUAUCAUUCUAGAGCGCAUUUACAUAAACAUAGGGUGACCAUUUUACCCCAAAAGCAUCCUGGCCGGCAUUUUGGGAGCUUUUUUUUUUUAAAAUUCGGUGUAUGACAUUGGUUCCUCGUGUUUUCAAAACCCUCUAGAGGUACUUCGAAUCAAAGCGAUACAAAAACCAGGGAAAAAUGACAAGCAUGGUCACCCAAUGCAUUAAAAGUCACAACAUUGCGAUCGUGAUUACAGUAGUUUUUAGGUUCGCCUUGAACACUUUAUAAUAAAAAAAAUAAAUCAAGAGCACACAAAAGACUUCUUCAGCUUGGUAAAAAAUCAUUUUAUUUUCCUGGCAAGGUAAAGAGAGAAAGGUGUGAUUGUUUUUCUGUCUCAGUGCAGAUUUCCACACGCAGCAAUCGUUCUCCGCCUCGCCGUCCUUCCAACGGUCACUUCCUGUCUUUGCUUUCAGCUCGCUCUUAUUUCAAAUAGUCCGACCAACAAAUAUUGUCACAAGAAAAAAAAAAAAAGACGCAUGAUGAAUCCAACAGUUUUAUCAGUAAGUUUACCAGCAAAUUCCUUACAAAAAAAAUAAAAAUAGCAAAACAAAAAGUGCAUGACAAGCGAUAAUCCAAAUUUAAAUUACGCGUUUUGCUCCGAUAGAAUGUAAAUGUGAAUUCGGUUCUAUUUAUCGAAGUAACCAAAAAAUUAGCAAUAGCAGCAAAACUUAAAAAAAAAAAAAAAAAAUCAAAAAUUAACCUUAUUGUUGUAAAACUAUAUUUGAUAUAGUUGUAAUUUGUUGGAUAAGCUGAUUAAAUCACUAAAUACCAAAUAUCAAUAUGGCAUCAAUAUUUAUCGGUACAAAUACAUUCAUACACACACACACACACUCACAAGCGCGCACACAUCGUUGGUCACAGUUUACAGGUCAAUAGGGGUCCAGGAGUCAAGUGUAAGGUACCUUAAAACAAUUAACAACCUAUUAACGCAAGAAUACACGUACGAAAUGCGAAUUACGGAAAAAAACAA
Puntigrus tetrazona (Sumatra barb) is the source of this 6256-nucleotide messenger RNA. It is a transcript of the gene nherf2, whose product is annotated as Na(+)/H(+) exchange regulatory cofactor NHE-RF2. NCBI's taxonomy places the organism in Eukaryota, Metazoa, Chordata, Actinopteri, Cypriniformes, Cyprinidae. The record is from RefSeq and is a predicted model, not a curated record. The transcript is spliced from 8 exons. The coding region runs from base 308 to 1741 and encodes 477 amino acids. Gene Ontology annotation, molecular function: signaling receptor binding; protein-membrane adaptor activity. Gene Ontology annotation, biological process: protein localization to plasma membrane. Gene Ontology annotation, cellular component: apical plasma membrane.